GUAGUUUUUGAGAUAUAUUGCUUUUUGUCACCGCCAUUUUUUUCAUUACACACUGUAUGUCUAUUCAGAGUAAAUUCUUUUGAAGCUUUAAAAGUUCAUAAGCUGGGCAGCUUCUCGCUUUCUGCACUCUCCUUCUUGGAGUUACCUCCAUCGCAAUGA
Funneliformis mosseae is the source of this 159-nucleotide messenger RNA. NCBI's taxonomy places the organism in Eukaryota, Fungi, Glomeromycota, Glomeromycetes, Glomerales, Glomeraceae. The record is from the annotation of a GenBank genome assembly.